AUGGCGGACCUGAAUGGGACACGGUGUGAUGGCUUCCAGACCCCCUCCCUGAACGGUGCCGCCUUGGCGCCCAGCCUCACGUGCCCCUCAGGACUGGAGGCCCAAGAUGACCUCACCUCACCCCCAGUGCUGCCCCUGACAUGCCAGUGUGCCCCCAAAAGCCUCUCUGAGCUCUCCAAGCUGGGUCUGGGGAUUGACAUGGAGGUGGAGUUGUGGAUUCUUCAGCUGCCUGUGGAUUACAGGGAGGCAAAGCAGAGGGUCACCAGAAUGUGGGAAGAUCUCCAACCCCAACUCGCCGUGCAUGUGGGUGUGGAUGCCUUCACCAAGGCGGUCUUUCUGGAACAAUGUGGCAAGAAUUGAGGCUACUGGGACAUCGACAUCCGGGGCUUCUGGCCAGAGGGUGGCAUGUGCCUACCUGGUGGCCUGGAAGUGAUCGUAUCAAGCAUCAGCAUGAAGGCUAUGUGCAAGCGCGUCGCCGUUGAGGAUGUCGAGGUGGCCUUUUCCCGAGAUGUGGGCAGAUACGCCUGUGAUUACAUUUACUACCUGUCUCUGCAUCACGGAAAUGGGUGCGCUGCACUCAUCCAUGUCCCUCAAAUAUCGCAUUGGCUCCCGGCCAGCCUGCUAGGAAAAGCCUUACAAGUCAUCAUCCAGGAAAUGCUGGAGGAGGUGGGAAAGCCCAAACUCAAAGCCUGGUUUGCAGAAAACUCAACCACAGUGAUUCCAGCCAAAGGGAACCAAUUGGGGGAUGGCUCCUUUAGGGAAAAUUAA
Molecule: messenger RNA, 768 nt
Organism: Cynocephalus volans (Philippine flying lemur)
Lineage: Eukaryota; Metazoa; Chordata; Mammalia; Dermoptera; Cynocephalidae
Gene: PGPEP1L
Product: pyroglutamyl-peptidase I like
Source: RefSeq, a predicted model, not a curated record